This is a messenger RNA of Macaca mulatta (Rhesus monkey), 4999 nucleotides long. RefSeq names its product chromosome 9 C10orf71 homolog (gene C9H10orf71). The record is from RefSeq and is a predicted model, not a curated record. Gene Ontology annotation, cellular component: Z disc. Lineage: Eukaryota; Metazoa; Chordata; Mammalia; Primates; Cercopithecidae. Gene Ontology annotation, biological process: positive regulation of calcineurin-NFAT signaling cascade.
UCGGGGACUUCCCGUGUCUGGCCAGCUUCUGGUCACUGAUCUUCCUCAGGUGGGUAGGUUUGUGAGCUAGACGAGGCUUGGGUCCUGAGUCUACUCUCCUAUCACCUUUGGGCAGCCUGGCUAAAGAGAAAAGAAGUCUUGGCUGCUGGGCAGAGCCGGGGUUCUCUCCCAUUCCCGAGGAGGCCUGAGCAGCUGAACACGCAGAGAGCGGAAGAUGGGCAGUGAUGACACCAAAUAUAAGCAUAAAAAGAUGUUUUAAAACUACACAUCCUGAAACUCAGCACAGCAGGCACCUGCAGCUUCCAGUACUGUAACAGAGAAAAAAACAAAAAUUCCCCACUUUGCAAUUGCAUCUGUGAAUGAGAAGCUCCAGUUUUGUGGGAAGAGGGAAACACCUAAACUUGCCAGAAUCAUCACCAGAGACACCUGCCGGCUGACGAGGACAGCUUUCUUGGAGCCGACAGAUGAUGCAGGGAAACAAGAAGUGCACAGACGGGUUCAGUGACUCCUCCAGCAUCGGCAGCGUGUUGGAUGAUGCAGACAGGGAAGUGAGCAGCCUCACAGACCGGGCAUUCCGGAGCUUGUGCAUCUCAGAGGAUACAUCCUUCCAUGACUCCUAUCUGGCCGUGUCCCCAGAUAUCACCCGACAGGUAUUUGGGACUUUUCACCAGAGAACAGUGAGCCACACCCAGAGGAAAAGUGGCAUUUGGAGCCAGUUACCAUCACAGGGCACGGAACAUUCAGGCUGGGCAGCCACCUUCCGACAGCUACCCAAGUACGUUCAGGGAGAGGAAAAGUACCCCAAAACCAGCCCCCCACCAACGCCAGUCCAGAGGAGACUGGAGGUGCCAGUUUCCGGCCUAAGGAGCAGCAACAAGCCAGUCUCCAAAGUAUCAACACUAAUUAAAUCUUUCGACAGGACCGAGAGCCAACGUUGUGAGAGCAGGCCCACUACCAGCAAGCCUCCGGCUCUGAAAAAUCCCCCCAAAUUCGCUCCUCUUCCAGAAAGCAGUGUCAAUUUCUGCUUUGAUUCUGCAUUUCUGACAGUCAGGAGGGUGCCCGCUGAAGUUUCCAACACCCAUCAGAACAGCCACCAGCCAGGCAGGAAGCACGGAGAACAGGAGUCCUCCAAGAACCCAGAAAUGGCCUGUCACAGCUCCAGCAGCUUCCUCCCGGCAGCCGACGACACGGCCACCUCAUCUGAGUCAAAAUUCCCCUCUCCACACCACAAGCCAGCCACGGGUGAGCCUGGGAGAGGCAAAGGCACCUUUCUGCACAGUGAAAAUAGUGCUUUUGAGUCAUGGAAUGCCCACCAACCAAAGCUGCUGGAGAGAAAGGACGUGGCUGGAACCGUCCCAGAAAGCAAAGCUCCCAAGCACUAUGGGGACACGACCUUGCUAAGUGAACCCCGUCCUCCUGAGUGCACAGUCUCUCCCUGCCAGGUUCAGGCCUGCCGCAGUCAGGAAGAGAACAGACUCACAGCAGGGGCUCUGUCCACAUCCGUACCCUGGGGGUGCAGGGAUCCAGGAUCCCAGGUAUUUGCUGUGGAAGGAAAAGCUCCCAGCUCACAGCCUGAUUCUCAAGAGAAGCCAGCCCAGCCCCCAUGGAGGAAGCCAAAGACUGGCAAAAAAGGGAAAGAAAGUCUACAAGAUACCUCGGAAGAAAAGACACAGACCAAAAGGAGAGGCCCCCCUUUGUAUACAAAACACAACCCCCAGGGACAGUUUCCAGAAAAUGAUGCUCUUGACCUGCCUGUGGAACCCAAUGAACAUUAUGAUCCCCCCUUUAACAUCAGUAAGCUCCUGACCCCCAUCAUACCCAGCAAGCACACCCUGGAUUCAGCAGAGAGCCAGCCGGCAGAGCAAACCCCAUCACCCCCGGGACAGCUAAACGGAUACCAAGAGAAGGAGCCCAGUGAAUGUCAGUCUCGAGACAGCUACAAGUCCAAAGCCCCUAGCCUGCUGUUUAACCUCAAGGACGUGCGGAAGCGUGUUAAGAGCACAUACAGUUCCUCACCUCUCUUGAAAGGGCUUGAUGAGAAAACUAGAGGUAAGGUUGAUGGAAAGCAAGAACCUGUGAGCAACGGUGUCAUCCUACCCAAUGGGCUUGAGGAAAGCCCUCCAAACGAGCUUUCUAAGGAGAGACCCGCUGAUGACCCCACUGCAUCACACAUCAAUCCCCAGAAGGUCCCUACAGCUGACCCCAGUGAGCCCUCUGCAGACAGCUAUCUAACUCUUAGCGCAGCUUCGACUAUCACCAAAGUUCCCUUCUAUGUUAACGGGGAGGCUGCUGAGAGGAGCAGUUAUGAGAAUGACGAGGUGGAAGGCGAGUUGGAGAUGGGUCCUGCCAGAUCCGGCUGGUGUCCAGACUCCAGGGAACACCGCCCCAGGAAGCACCUAUCCCUCAGGCUUUGCAGUAGGGAUCCUGAGCCUGGAAGGGCUACAGAGAAAACGAAGACUCACCAGCUAGAGAAUGAGCUCUCCAGAUCUGUGUCCCAAGAGACAGAACCUGAGAGGGAGGCAGGACUUCAGAACACACACUUGAACCAGAAAUUAUCCCCAGGGCCCCUCUCUCCUGAGGAGGAAGAUGUGUUUUACAGUGACAGCCAAUCCGAUUUUAUGCCAAGCCUCAAGGGUAAGGCCAAAUUCAGCACCAGCUCUUCAGAUCAAUCCUUUGCCUCAUUUGAUGAUCAGCAGAAGACGUGGUUUACUGAGAACCAGCGGGAAGACAGGAGGAAGGAUGUGAGUGCAGGUGACAGUCAGAAGGAUGAGAAGGAGAACGUGGUGGGGAAGGAUGAGCCGCAGUACUGUGCCUUAAGCAAUGGGCACGCACGCCUGGAAGACGGCAGCCAGGGGGAAGCAUUGCAAAGAGAAGGGGAAAGUGUGCCUGGAGGAAGAACCAGGAAGGCAUCGGCAGAGGAAGCUAAUUUCAGAGGCUCUUGGAUUGGGGAAAAUAAGAGUACGACCUUUUCACAGGCCAAAGACCUUACUCCCUCACCAUCUUCUGCUUCAAACAGGCACAUACUGUUUACCAUUAAAGACAACACCCUCAGAGCCACCCCUGUAAUUAAACCUAUCAUGCUGCCUCUCCUGAGGACCAUGUCCUUGGAGGACUCCCUCAGCAGUGGCCACAAAGAGGAGGAAUUGCCAAGGCCAGAAUGGGGUGAGGAUCCUGGUUUCUGUGCCCCCGAAAACCAGGACAUUCUUGGUACAUCGACACCCACUAACACGCCGAGCACACGUGUGAAGUGCAUGGCCAACGAGGUCAUGGAGGACCCCAGGCAGGGGUCCAGCAUGGCCAGGAUGGAGGCCUCUCAGCCAGCCCCAAAGGGGAAUUUCCCAUCUAUGCCUCUGGUGGGAGAGGGGGACAGGGUGAAGCCACCACCAGAUGCUGCACAUGGCCUCAUGGCAAGCAAUUGCAAGAGCAGCUCUGCAGACUCAGGGAAGCCAGCGGCCCCACGGCACAUUCCCACCAUCACUUUACCCGAGGGCGACACAGAAGACCAGUCACCCCCAUGGCAGCCUGAAACCUGUUGGGAAGAGCAGACACCAGGUUUCAAGAGUCACUUUUUGUCCACACCCAGAGCAGGGCCCCCUGGCAGAAGACUGGUCCCCGGUGAAAUGGCAAAUUCCCCUAACCCCAGCUCCCCGGGGGAGAGCAGUGCCUGCUCCCCUGCUGCCAGCAGCAUGUGGGAGGAGCCUUCCCAGGCCCCUGGAGGACCAGAGCUGCUGCCCGAGGAGCCUCCUCAAGCCAGCCCCUGGGCCAGCUCCAGUCCUGCCAGGGUCACCAGGAGGGAGGACCUGACCCACGCCCUCGUGUGGGAGGGUGGCUCUGACCCCCUACUUGAGCUGUCGGCAGAAGACCUCCGAACCCUCUCUCCAAGAGGUUCAUUGCUGGAUGUGGCUACCAACCCAGCAGGCACCCCUGGGAGACUUGAGCUUCCUGCACAGCUAGAGAGGGCAGCAAGCAAGCCACCUGCAGUCCCACCCAAAACAGAGAAAGCCCUGCGGCGGGCAAAGAAGCUGGCAAGUAAGAGGAGGAAGACCGACCAGGCUCAGGAGAAGCACGGCGAGUCACAAGAGGGAAAACCCUGCCCAGAGGACUUGGAGCAGACACAGCAAAGGCCACUGUGCCCCAGAGAGAGGCUCCGACACAGUUUCCCUGUGGUCCGUUCCCUGCCCCCUCCCGUGCACCGCCACUCCGUGUCCGGCUUCUCGGAGCCUGUCGGGAGGCAGCCCGGAGGCCCCCAGUCCCUCACACCCCUGCCUGCCUACCCCGCCACCCAGAAGGUCCUCCAGGAUCCGCAGUCCGGGGAGUACUUUGUCUUCGACUUGCCACUCCAGGUGAAAAUCAAGACCUUCUAUGACCCAGAGACGGGCAAGUACGUCAAAGUCUCCAUCCCGUCCUCCGAGGGGGCCUCCCCAGAGCCGACCCCACCAGAUGCCCUGGCCGCUCCCUAUGUGCUGUACCCCGGCUUCCAGCCAGUGCCUGUGACGGCCUUGAUGCCACUGCGCUGCUCCUCUCAGCUCUCCGCACCCACCUUCCUCAGGCAAGGCCCUCGUGCCUCCACGGCCCGUGCCAGGCCCCAGAGUGUCCACGAGUCUGGACUACAGCUGGCCUCAGGGCCUCAUGGUGACUGCACCCCGCACUCUGCAGGCCAGCGCCCCCAUGGGCCUCCCCAGAGCCCAGAAGAGGAGGAUGCAGAAGCUCCAGGCCUGGGCAUCAUCUCCACCGACGACCUAGAGGACUUUGCCACAGAAGGCAUUUCUUGAGUUACCGCAGGCUGAGCCCCACCCCCAGAUGAACCCAGAGGAGCUUACUUCCCCCUCUCCCAAAACAAGCAGCACACACACACACAUAUGCAGACACAUGCACACGCACACACAUACACACAAACACACACACACACACACACACACACACAUGAUCGUCAACACAUGGCCUUUUUAGAUCCGUAAAAUCCAGAAGGCAGUAGGGAUCCCACCCGAAGGGCUCCCUG